Camellia sinensis is the source of this 1494-nucleotide messenger RNA. Its product is annotated as phosphoenolpyruvate/phosphate translocator 2, chloroplastic. The record is from RefSeq and is a predicted model, not a curated record. Lineage: Eukaryota; Viridiplantae; Streptophyta; Magnoliopsida; Ericales; Theaceae. Gene Ontology annotation, cellular component: membrane. Gene Ontology annotation, molecular function: transmembrane transporter activity. Gene Ontology annotation, biological process: transmembrane transport.
UGAUUGACUGACUACUCUCUCUCUCUCUCUCUCUGUGUCUGUCGCUUGAGACAGAGUCGAAAAUGGAGAGCUAUGCAUUAGCUCUGUCUCCAUUCACUCCCUUUCUCAAAUCACGCAAACCACCCAAUCGAAACCCUAACCAUAACCCUAAACCAGUUCUUGCUUCGCACUCGUUCUUCUCUUCCUCAAAAUCACCUGACCUCUCUCUUCUCAGAAGUUUCUCUCUCUACUCUGCUUCGAGCAACAACAGAGCCACCUCUGUUUCGUUGUUGAUUUCAAACCCAAGGUUGAAUGAUUUCAAGGUCAGGGCUGCUUCGGUUCCAGAAAACGCAGAUGAAACAGAGAAAUCGAAUGAAUUGGGUCGGACUUCGCAGCUGGGUUUCAUGUUUGCAACCUGGUAUUUAUUAAACAUCUACUUCAACAUCUACAACAAGCAGGUUCUGAAGGUAUUUCCAUUCCCGGCAACAGUAACAGCGUUUCAAUUUGGUUGUGGGACUCUGCUUAUUUUGUUAAUGUGGGCAUUUAAUCUACAUACGAAGCCGAAGAUUACUAGAUCACAGUUUGCGGCAAUCUUACUGUUGGCUGUGAUACACACGAUGGGAAAUCUCUUGACCAACAUAAGUCUUGGAAAAGUUGCUGUUUCAUUCACUCACACAAUCAAAGCUAUGGAGCCCUUCUUCACUGUUGUCUUGUCUGUACUGUUCCUUGGGGAGAGGCCCACUCUCUGGGUAGUUUCUUCCCUUGUACCAAUUGUAGGGGGAGUGGCAUUGGCAUCGUUCGCCGAGGCAUCUUUCAAUUGGAUAGGUUUCAGUAGUGCAAUGGCUUCCAAUUUGACCAACCAAUCACGCAAUGUACUUAGCAAAAAGUUCAUGGUCAAUAAAGAGGAAGCUUUGGACAACAUCAAUCUCUUCUCAAUCAUAACAAUCAUCUCCUUUGUACUGCUGGCCCCUAUUGCUAUUCUCAUGGAAGGAGUGAAGUUUAGUCCAUCAUUCCUGCAGUUCGCUGCAAGUCAAGGUUUGAAUGUUAGAGAGUUGUGUGUGAGAGCUCUCCUGGCUGGUUUUUGCUUCCAUACUUAUCAACAGGUUUCUUAUAUGAUAUUACAAAUGGUGUCACCGGUAACCCAUGCAGUGGGAAACUGUGUGAAGCGAGUUGUGGUCAUUGUGUCCUCUGUUAUCUUCUUCCAAACACCCGUUUCGCCUAUUAACGGUCUCGGAACUGCUGUGGCGCUUGCUGGUGUCUUCUUGUAUUCAAGAGCGAAGUGCAUAAAACCAAAGGUUACAUGACUUCAAAACGUGAAAUUAGUUUGUGUCUUAACAGAGAUUCCAAUUUGAUUGGCGGGACGGAGUUGCAUACAGUCAAUUUUCCAUAAACUACUUUCGCACUAUCUUUUUCAUUGUUAACCUGAAUUGGCCCAUCACAAUAUCCUAAUAAAUUCUUACCAGUGACUAAUGUUUCACCAAAUUUCACUGUGUAUACAAAUUUUGAUUCUUCUUA